ACCUGAGCCACAAAUCACACGCACGCAAAUAAAAGUAUUACUCCACAAAACACACUGCAGCUGCCAGAAAGAAAAGAAUUCUUGGCUACAAUUCGUUUGCUGCUAUUAUUAUGCAUUCAGAAGAAGAAAAUAAUAAGAACUCGUUGCCAAUAAUGGCGACUACUACUACUACUACGGCUGUUAAUACAAACAAUAACAACAACAACAACAAUAAUAAUAGCAAUGAUAGUUCUGGAAAAAAGGUAAGGAAACCUUAUACAAUUACCAAGUCCAGAGAAAGCUGGACUGAUGAAGAACAUGAUAAGUUCCUAGAAGCUCUUCAACUGUUUGAUCGUGACUGGAAGAAAAUCGAAGACUUUGUCGGUUCUAAAACAGUCAUUCAGAUACGGAGUCACGCUCAGAAAUACUUUCUAAAAGUUCAAAAGAACGGAUCAAUAGCACAUGUACCACCACCUCGUCCUAAGCGCAAGGCCACACAUCCUUAUCCCCAAAAGGCUCCCAAAAAUGUUUUAUUGCCGCUUCAAGCAUCCAUGGCUUAUCCUUCCUCACUGAGCGCCCUUGCGCCUGGAUACUCUCCGUGGGAUGAUACUUCUCUGCUAAUUAGUUCUGGUGGACUAAUGGCAUCACAAGAUGAAUACGAGCUCCACGGAUUUGAAGCUGAUACUGGAUCAAAUGGGACAGGAAAGAUUGGUAAUACCAGCAGUAGUGGCAUAGGGAGCUCAAGUAGAGAAAUGCCUAGUUCUGAAUUAUCAAAGCAAGGGGAUGACGGUGCUGCAGUCCAUGGUAUACCAGAUUUCUCUGAAGUGUAUAGCUUCAUUGGAAGUGUUUUUGACCCAGAGACUAAAGGGCAUGUGCAGAAACUAAAGGAGAUGGAUCCUAUAAACUUUGAAACAGUCGUAUUAUUAAUGAGAAAUCUCACAGUCAACUUGUCAAACCCAGAGUUUGAGCCGAUGAGAAAGGUUCUGUCAUCAUAUGACAUCACUUCUACCAAAACUAUAGGAGUUUCUGCAGGCAAUGUUUACGAACAACCAGAGCAAUGAGAUUAUUGUGUCGAACCAUAGGGGCGCCCUCGUAAUUAUUAUGUAAACUAUAAAUGAGAACCGUGUAGUGAAGCUUCUAAUAGCAUGUUCUAUGGAUUGUGGAAACCAUCCAAAGGAAGGUUGAAGCAAGCUAUGAUCAAAUAUCCAAAAGAAGUCCCAUCUGAUUUGGAGGCCAAAUAUUGAAUAAGAAGAUGGUCACACGGUUUUGGGGCUUGUAGCCAGAUAUGGGGUGAAUUUCUUGCAGGGUCUGCCCAUCUUGGCAAGUCCUGUUGUAAUUUAUUCUUCUCCAUUUUGAUGUUUUUAGCUGCGUGCAUAGUAUAUUGUAAGAGUGUUGCGGUACAUGUAAAAGAUGGAAAGUAAUAAUGCAUACAAAGAGGUUUUGCAGAUCAAUUUGUGCUGUAUGUAACAUUAGUUUGAACAUGAAUAGUGAUCUACUUCUGUGCUUCAA
Messenger RNA from Erigeron canadensis, 1488 nucleotides. RefSeq names its product protein REVEILLE 8. NCBI's taxonomy places the organism in Eukaryota, Viridiplantae, Streptophyta, Magnoliopsida, Asterales, Asteraceae. The coding region runs from base 111 to 1040 and encodes 309 amino acids. The record is from RefSeq and is a predicted model, not a curated record. The transcript has 9 exons. Gene Ontology annotation, molecular function: DNA binding.